This is a messenger RNA of Schistosoma mattheei, 759 nucleotides long. The record is from the annotation of a GenBank genome assembly. Lineage: Eukaryota; Metazoa; Platyhelminthes; Trematoda; Strigeidida; Schistosomatidae.
AUGAUGUAUGAAACUGAUGUAAUGGAGGGUAUGGCAAAAGCUGUAGAAAAUUCAUAUGUUGUUUGUAUUCUCUACUCUAAAUCAUAUAAAGAAAGUCUUCACACAAAAUGUGAAGCUCAAUAUGCUUAUCAUGAAAAAAAGCCAAUAUUAUUUUUACGUGCACAAAGAGGAUAUGUACCAGAUGGAUGGUUAGGUUUUAUGAUGGGAACACGAUUGUAUAUUGAUAUUUCUGGAAAAUAUCCUUUUGAAGACAAAUUUAUUGAAUUGUGUAAAAGAAUAGACGUAUAUAAAAAGCAAUCCAUUGAUCAACUUAGUAAUCAUUGUCAAAAUAAACCAAUAGAAGUGAAUACCAAUUCAAUUGCCUAAAUGUGUAAACAUUGAGUUGGUUCAUGUUGCUUACAAAGUAUGAAUAACAAAAUAUUAUUACGUAAUCGAUCCUAGAAAAAAAGGGAAGGAAAUCAUUCGAAAAUAGAAUUCAGCUAAAAAUAAAGCGUAAUGAAUAAUACUGUUUGAGUUUCUUGUUUGUAUUUUUCACUGUUUUCAUUAUACUACUUAAUUCAUUAAAAUGUUCUGGAUAUCUGUGAUUUACAUAUUCCUAUUUAUUGAUUCAUAUUGACUGUUUUCUUAUAUCACAAAUGAGGAGUAAUGAAUACAAAAAAUGAUGUUGAGUGGACAUUUUUUUGCAUGAACUACAAAUAAAUGAUGAAUGGAAUACUGUAAUCUCCACCCGGAUGAGUCUUUGUUUCUUCACUGUUAAUU